This is a messenger RNA of Alternaria ventricosa, 903 nucleotides long. RefSeq lists its product as uncharacterized. Gene Ontology annotation, cellular component: Ric1-Rgp1 guanyl-nucleotide exchange factor complex; Golgi membrane. Bases 1 to 903 code for a protein of 300 amino acids. The transcript has 2 exons. NCBI's taxonomy places the organism in Eukaryota, Fungi, Ascomycota, Dothideomycetes, Pleosporales, Pleosporaceae. The record is from RefSeq and is a predicted model, not a curated record. Gene Ontology annotation, biological process: retrograde transport, endosome to Golgi.
AUGUUUGGCCGCGGCGAGAUUCUUGGACAUGAUCUAAUGUCUCCGUACAUCAUAUUGCGCGAUCAAGCUCGAACAGCCAGCAUAGACCCCUCGUCGAGCGUCAAACUUUCCCCAGCAAAGAAGGGCGCUUCUUCGGGCAAGUCGGAAGAGAAUACUUUCAGCGACUUCCUAGAGUAUGUCGACAAUCUUCUCGAUCGGCCCAGGCACAAUUCUAGCAUGGGCUUGCUUUCACCUACGGGCACCAUGCCUGGGCGCUCAACGAUUGCCGAAGGGCCUCAGACCAUGAAGGAGGCUAUUGAUACAGCCAUCUUGCGCAGCAACUUGACAGGCGCUGCCAACCAGAGCGCUAACCGCUUUGAGAUCGCUCGCAGCGGCCGCCGUGUCGCGGUCAUCAUGUUGGCGCGGCCCUCUUACCGGUUAGGCGAAACAAUGUCUGCUGUAAUCGAUUUUACAGACUCGCGCAUUCCCUGCUACUCAAUACACAUCUCACUAGAGACUUCAGAGAAGGUUGACCCUGCGAUAGCACUUCGCUCGAAUGCGUCGAUAUACCGCGUCACAAAGAAAGUGCACGCAUCAUUCUCGGAGAAUGCGCUGUUUGCGCAAAAGCUCGCCUUCUCGCCUACAAUACCACCCAAUGCGACACCGGAGUUUAUUACCAGCGGUGUCAGCCUGGAGUGGAAGCUCAGAAUCGAGUUCAUCACUCCGCGACUAACGCAUGAGGACGGUGAGGAGACAUCGUGGGAUGAUCUCUUGGAGGAGAUAUCUAGCGACGACCGGGGUGUCAUAUUAGCAGCGGCGCAACGAUUGCCUGCCGAGAGCUUUGAAGUUCAGGUACCGAUACGGGUAUACGGGGCUGUGAGCGGGGCACCUGAGGCACCUGAUGAACAGGGUCUUCCUGUAUGA